AUGCGAGGCCCGAGCAUGGUGUGGUUGCUGUGGGGCGCCGUCCUGUUGGUGGCCUCCACCACCUCUGGCAAUCGCACAGUCUCAGGAACCACUAGAUCUAAAGGAAGAAGUCUCGUGGGUAAAUCUAACUUCUCUGGGAAAGGAAGUACAGUGAAACCAGGCCUUAUGGUGGAUGAGUUUUCUACCUUGGUCCUCACUGGAAAACUGACUACUGUCUUUCUCCCAAUUAUCUACACAAUUGUAUUUGUGAUCGGUUUGCCCAGUAAUGGGAUGGCCCUGUGGGUCUUUCUUUUCCGAUCAAAGAAGAAGCAUCCUGCUGUGAUUUACAUGGCCAAUCUGGCCUUGGCCGACCUUCUCUCUGUCAUCUGGUUUCCUCUGAAGAUCGCCUACCACAUAAAUGGCAACAACUGGACUUAUGGGGAAAGUCUUUGCAAGGUACUCAUUGGCUUUUUCUAUGGCAACAUGUACUGUUCCAUUCUCUUUAUGACCUGCCUGAGUGUACAGAGGUACUGGGUCAUCAUGAAUCCCAUGGUGCACCCCAGGAAGAAGGCAAACAUUGCCAUUGGUAUCUCCCUGGGAAUAUGGCUGCUGAUUCUGCUGGUAACCAUCCCCUUGUAUGUCGUGAAGCAGACCAGCUACAUUCCAACUCUGAACAUCACUACCUGUCACGAUGUUUUGCCUGAGGAGGUGUUGGUGGGAGACAUGUUCAACUAUUUCCUCUCCCUGGCCAUUGGAGUCUUUCUGUUCCCAGCAAUCCUUACAGCCUCUACCUAUGUGCUGAUGAUCAGAACCCUCCGGUCUUCUGCCAUGGAUGAAAACUCAGAAAAAAAGAGACACAGAGCAGUUAAGCUCAUUAUCACUGUCCUGGCUAUGUACCUGAUCUGCUUCACACCUAGUAACCUUCUGCUCGUGGUGCAUUAUUUCCUAAUUAAAAGCCGGGGCCAGAGCCACAUCUACGCCGCGUACAUCGUCGCCCUCUGCCUCUCCACUCUCAACAGCUGCAUUGAUCCCUUCGUCUAUUACUUUGUUUCACAAGAUUUCAGGGAUCAUGCAAAGAAUGCUCUUCUCUGUCGAAGUGUCCGGACUGUAAAGCAGAUGCAAGUAUCCAUUUCAUCAAAGAAAUUUUCUAGGAAAUCCAGCUCAUACUCUUCAAGUUCAACCAGUGUUAAAACAACCUACUGAAUUU
Condylura cristata (star-nosed mole) is the source of this 1186-nucleotide messenger RNA. It is a transcript of the gene F2RL1, whose product is annotated as coagulation factor II (thrombin) receptor-like 1. The transcript is spliced from 2 exons. Gene Ontology annotation, cellular component: membrane. Gene Ontology annotation, biological process: positive regulation of Rho protein signal transduction; phospholipase C-activating G protein-coupled receptor signaling pathway; blood coagulation. The record is from RefSeq and is a predicted model, not a curated record. Bases 1 to 1182 code for a protein of 393 amino acids. NCBI's taxonomy places the organism in Eukaryota, Metazoa, Chordata, Mammalia, Eulipotyphla, Talpidae. Gene Ontology annotation, molecular function: thrombin-activated receptor activity.